This is a messenger RNA of Brienomyrus brachyistius, 929 nucleotides long. RefSeq lists its product as uncharacterized. Gene Ontology annotation, cellular component: nucleus. The record is from RefSeq and is a predicted model, not a curated record. The transcript is spliced from 9 exons. Lineage: Eukaryota; Metazoa; Chordata; Actinopteri; Osteoglossiformes; Mormyridae. The coding region runs from base 278 to 865 and encodes 195 amino acids. Gene Ontology annotation, molecular function: deSUMOylase activity. Gene Ontology annotation, biological process: protein desumoylation.
AGCUCAACCACUGCCUGUGUGAGAUGUUGCACAUUGAGAGAAGUGUAACUGCAGCCUACCAUCCACAAAGAAAUGGACUGGAUGAAAAAACAAACGACAAUAUAAAACGAGCUCUGAAGAAACUGGUUAACAACCAGCAGAAUGACUGGGACAUCUAUCUGGAUGCAACAUUAUUUUCUUUAAGGUCAAAGGUCCAUACAACCACUAAACAUUCACCAUUUCUGCUUAUGUACGGAAGAGAGGCAGUGUUUCCUUCACAGGUUCCCAUUGAAUUGCCAUGAUGAUGCUUUGGGCUGCAAAGGACACUGGGAGGGUUGAAGCAGUUGUUGGCCCAUACAAACUGUAUGAUCAUUCUUUUCGCACCCUGCAGGGGAAUGAGUGGCUUUCGGAUGAAGUUAUUAAUGCAUAUGUGCACUACAUUUUGGAGAAACAACAGAUGAAAUUUCCUGUGGUGGAGAAGUGGGCAUGCCCCGUGAAUGUUGGAGCCCAUUGGAUACUUGUGGUUGUCGACAUUCCCCUCAAAAAAAUCAUUCUGAUGGACCCAUUUGGAAAUGAAGCCUCCUAUGAGAGGAGAAUUUUGCGCAACUGGAGGAAUUUUAUGAAACAGAGAGGGGAUGAUGAGAACAGAGCAACAUGGACAGUAGCAACCCUGCAACACAACAAGCAGAGAGAUGGUAGCAGUUGCGGCGUUUUCAUUUUGAAGUUUGCUGAACAUCUCCUUUCAGAGGGAGACAUCAGUCGAGUUCAGACGACUUCAGAUUUUGUGACAAAUGCCCGAUUGGAAAUAGCCUGUUCCCUCCUGGAAUAUCAGGGUCCAAUGCGACCACUGCAACAGAUGGGCACAUUUUCAAUGUGCAAAUUUUGAUCCAAAGAAUCAGUUUGCUUUCAUUUGUACAAAGUGUUUGUGAAAGUUUUUUUUUUUUCUUUUU